Messenger RNA from Hymenoscyphus albidus, 3678 nucleotides. Lineage: Eukaryota; Fungi; Ascomycota; Leotiomycetes; Helotiales; Helotiaceae. The record is from the annotation of a GenBank genome assembly.
CUUCCUGACCUGUUCAACAACAUCAUCACGACCCUCCCUUGGACUCUUCUUUGCUUCACCUGCCACAACAAGACCUGUUUCGCAGUCUUGGGAUCUUUGAUACUGUGCUUGCCAGCGCGAGCACGUGUAUCCGCACUAAUUCUGACAGGAGAUUUGAUGCAGGUAGGUUCGUAACAUCCUCUGGCGAUGGCAAAGAAGAAGGCCUCCAAGGCCGCGGCCACUGGCACUGCCAUGGCCCCAAAAGGCGCAAAAGAUGCGCGAGCCGCAGGUCCUUUGAAAAGGAUGUCUGCUGGUAAGGCGGAGCGUCGACAUAAAAAGGAAGAGAUGCGCAGGAAGGAGAGGAGAGAGAAGGCCAAAAUCUCAGCCGCCGAGUGGGCUGCAGCCCCUCCCUCGCAUCUUGUCGCAAGGUUGGAUAUGCCCAAGGUCAAAUCAAAGUAUCAAUCCUAUUUUGAAUUUGCGGAAAAUACAGAGAAGAAGGAGAAGAAGCUCGAGGUUCAGGUAGGUGCUUGUCAUUGGCUCGCAACUUUAGUUGAUAAUUAUCUAGAUCACUACUGAUCCCCGACCACCCCCUGGGUUUUGGUUUGUUCCAUUUGGAGACCCGGUGAUGACGAACGCGUGUAAAGAGCUUUCCAGGGAACGAGGGGCUAUGAUAUUUGUUGUUUCCGUACGUGGAGUCUCGUGAACGACUUGGUGUGUCGACCUAACAAUAUACCUAGGAGAGGCAACGAGAGGCUUCAAAAAUUUCAGCCGAAGUACAUCGAAUCGGAUACCACUUUCGCGAGACGAUAGUGGACGAAGCUCGAGAAGUCGUUGGUGAAACCGUCCUUACCCGAUCAAAUGUUCGCCCUGGGGCAAUCGAACCUAUUCCAGAAUCGCAAGAUGAAAUAAACAAGCAGGCAGAUCUAGCACUUCGUGACCUUUUUCCGCGAAUUCCAAAUACAGAUAGACAGCAGAUUAUCGAGCACGCGUUCCAAAAGGUAAACCUCGCAUCACUGCUUUUCGUACAAUUAUUAACAUUCAGUAGGGAAAAGGUUUUCAUGGUGAGCCAACCGUGGGUCUGCAACGCGAUCUUUCCCUUUCACGGCGUGUCCAACUCGCUGCACUCGCCCAUAUUCGACACACUCAUACCAGAUAUGACCUUCUCCUCAGAGAGACGAGCUGGGUGAACGCUCGAAAAUUAGUGGAGAGUGUUUGCCUUGACAUCAUCGCUAAAUGGCGCGGUGAUGAGGAAACUGGACGAGACCAACUGGAUGAGAUUCUUCGCGAAGUAGUCGUCAUUACCGACUCCGAAGAUGAAGAUGAUGAUAGCUCUGAUGACGAGACUACUGAUGAAGAAGACGCCAAAAUCAGUGAUCCUGUAUCUAUGACAGCCCCUACACCUACCACUGGGGUAUUUCGCACUCAGCCCCUACCGCCGCCGAUCAACAAUCCAUCACCAUCCCAAAACAAUGCAGGUCAAAAUCCUUCGGGCGCUAUAUCGUCUCGUACACGCUCUAAGAUGCAGCCAAAGGUUCGUGCAGAUAUCACAAGCCAACGAGGAUUUAGUCGUUACCGGGCGGCUUGGGACGAGGCCUUGGACAGGCAGCGUUCUGAUCAGCUCAUGUCAACUCGACCCAUAGAUUCGCCAGUAUAUGAUGUGUCUAGUAAAGGUGUUAGAUUCGUGGCCCCAAUUCCCCCUCAUAUAUCUCAACAUAGAACAUCAGGAUCACAACCCGCCAGUAAGCAGACAGAUUAUAGCAGCAUGAAUCAGCGAAAUUAUGAGACGAAUACGGCAAUGCAACCGGUAAGUGUAAAUUGAUCGCGGCUGAUCACAAUCCUUUUCCAUAAUUGAAAUGACUCUACUAAUAUACCUAGGCUCCCUACUAUCACCGAGAACAUAGUAGGGUUUCAGGCACUUUGAGCCACUCAAACCAGGUAACGGUGAGACAUCAAACUGAUCAACGCAUGAACCAUGAUUUUCAACCUCGCUUUGGUACCCCAUUGCGACCAAACGACCAAAGGCCAGUAUUUGUGAGAGGAUCUUCGCAGAAAACCGGUCUUCAGGACAUGCUCGUGCCUUCCAUUGAGACAGUGUCCAACGAUCCCGUUCAUCCAUCAGUUCGCUCGGAUGAAAGACGUGUUGUCCAUGAAUCUUUUGAACAUCUUCAAGAAUCAUAUCCUCGACCAGUGAUGGAGGUUCGAAGACCGUCUCCACAACGACGGCAAGUAAUCAUUCUUGACGAUGAUAGCCCCCAGUAUAAACGUCAGCGUGUUCAUGAGGAUGAAUCCGGUCGUUUUAGGCCUCAUCCGUCUUUUGAUUAUACUUCCUCAACUGUGCCGUCUACAGAUUCUCGUUUAUUGCCAUCAUCCUCCGUUCAGACAAGACCUUUCUUUACUCGAGAUUCUUCAAUUCAUGCUGGCUCUAGUCAAGGUUUGUCUGGUAAUGCAAGUUAUUUUCAUAGCCCAGCCGGAGAAAGGAUUCCAAUAUACGACGCACUCGAAUCAGGUUCCUUGGGCCUUCCCUCUGAACAAUAUAGGAGACCAGAGGUAUAUGACCCACGUCAGCUGGAUGAUAGAGUUGUCACUCAAUAUAAACCUGUUUCCCAGGCUGCCUACAGUCAUGAGGGUGAGCGUGUAUAUCAUCGUCAGCCUGUUGACCAUGUAUGGACUCGGCGUAGCCCUGAGAAUGGUGAUCACAACCGUGGAUACAAACAAGCCGAACCAGAUUAUCGUUUCAUCCGUCCACAAGGACCUCAAUCCCCCAGCUUUCCUGUCUCUGGCAGAAUUUCUCGUUCUUUUGAUGUUGCGCGUCAGUCUAUAGACCAAGGUCUCGUUCAUGAUUUUUCUCAAUCUCGGCUUGAAGGUCCAGUACAUACUGCAGAUCGUUUCAGUAAUGCUCCUGAAAGAUCUCGCCAAGUUCAAGGCAGCCAAAGCAACCUCUCGCGCGGUUAUGAAGAACAUGUUUCUAGACCAUUUCAACCCCCACCACAAGCUCGAGCAAGGUCUCCUGCGUCAUACGUGGAAAGACCUAUGUAAGAGCAGUCGUUCAAUUUUACCGCCAUUGGAUUCGCUAACCAGAGCACUUUCAGUUACGAUCACGAUUCUAAUCAACACCCGGUGAUGUACGAACAAUACCGUUCGGACCAGGAUCACCAUAUACCUAAUCAUCAAGUUCCAAUACUUGUUCAUGAUCGGAGUAUGGAACCACGCCCCGUUUAUCGAUUUCGCCCGGUACAACCUCAACGACAGGUGAUUGUCCUUGAAUGAUUGCAAGCCCAAGAUGUAUGUGGUCUUGCAAGUGAGGCAAUACUCUGCAGGGACUGUUUUUUAUCAUUGUUCCUACCAGGCUGGAAUAUUUCUCUUCAUGGCCUCUCGUGUAUAGAGCACCAGGAGGACCCCUUUUGGCGGGUAGUAAUUUUUGUAUGUUUGUUCUGGAAGAGAGUACCCGGUAGCGUGGGUUCAACCUGUGAGGGGGUGACGGACGGGACUUACGAUUAGAGUUUUACGUUGCAUUGCAUAUAAGGAGCAUACUGUAGCAUUUUCGGAGUCUGAAAAGCGGAGUUUGGCUUCUUGGGGAGAUACCCGUCAUUCUUGGAUUGCAUUGGGCUUUGAAGGGAAAGAUUAAUGUGAUGAUGGCAUGAUGGGUUGUAGCAUUAGCUCCCCAAAACUCUGCGAAUACCAAACCUUCUUAUAAGAAAA